UGCCCGACAGUGACAUUUAGUGUUCUUUGUGCCCACCACCAUGGCGAAAGGUAAAAAGAAGGGCAAGAAGAAGAAAGCGCCCAAAAUCGACCCAAAUGCCUUAACCGAAGUCGAUAAAACCUUCUACGAAUUGACCAUAACCGAUUUAAACCGCAAAUUGGCCCGUUUGAGGAGUUUAACCACCGAACUUGAGGAGAAAAAUGAAGAAUUACAAACGAAUUUGUCCAAAUUGGAUGAAGAUCGCAACGAUAUUAUCAUCUACCUCAAGCGGAUGCUUCAAGAACGCUCUGAUGAAAUCGCCGAGCUUCAGGAACGUCUCCGGGCCUUGGAGGAAACACGUCAAGAUGAAACGGAAAAAUAUGAGACAAAAAUCGCCGAUUUGGAGGCCGAAUACAAGCAAAUGCACGAACAAUUAACCAGCGAAAUUAAGUUACUUGAAGGUAAAUUAAACUCAUUGGAGGAAUUUCGCAUUCAAAGGGAUGAACUCAUGAAAAAGUUUGAGGAUCAGGAAACUGCAAUGGAAGAACAGGAGAAACGCCACAAAAACGAGUUGUAUGACAUUGAACGUAAAUUUAUCAUCGGGAAAGAUAAGCUGAAAAAAGAUAUGGAAGCACGACUCCUGCAAUUAUCAUCGGAAUUUCAGGAAGCAACUGAACUGAGAAUUGCUGCAACCACACACAGGGUUAUUAGAGAAAAUAUCGCGAUUAAUAAUGAACUAGACGCAAUGCUUAUCACACACCAGAAACUCUACUCUGAAAAUGCCACAAUGAAAGACCGGGAUCGCACCCUAAGACAAGAAACUGAACUUCAUGAAGCUGAAAAAAACAAAGCUUUGAGUAAAGUCCGAGUCCAGUUGAAACUAAUCGAACGAUUAACCACCGAACACGAAGAUAUGAAACAAAAAUUGAUGAAAUAUCAAAGUGUUGAGCAAGAAAUGCAUGAAACUUCUGAACAACUCCUGAAAACACAACAAGACGUGCUUUGUCUCAAUCACAAAAUCAAGCUUUUACAACAAAAUAUUCACGCAUUGAAAUGUCGAGAAACCUCACUCAAGACUGAGUUAAGUAAUCUUGAUUUUGAUAAUGAUCGAUUGACUACAGUUCUUGCACAAGCUGUUUUAUCAAUUAAAGAAGUUUUGGAGUUGAAAAGUAGAGUGUCAGAUGAGGCGUUGAAAGCCUCAAAACGGGAAAAUCUCCUAACUCAACUUUUUAUUUUAUUGAGUGAAGCUGAAGGAAAAAAAGAUCGGAAACCCUCAUUGGACACUGUUGGUUCAAUUUCAACCUACGAAAGAGGUGAUCUUGGUUUUGUGCCAAAACCAUUAACUCGACGCUCGACUUUGUCCACUCUUCGAGACAUCCAAGCUCAGACUGGGCCCAGUUUUGAGGAGUUUCUAGCGAUUGGGAAAGAGGAGGAGCUUGUGCAACAAGAGACGUCUUUGAUAAGUUCCGAGGAAGAGUCUAAAGGGAGCGAAGGAACGUUUGUUGAGGAAGAAAGUGAUGUUUUCUUCAAUGAAGAGGAGGAUGCUGUUGAGGAUUCUUUGCUAGAGUUUGAUGAAUUAUCGGAUGAAGCUCGUGAAGUAGCUGCAACUAAAACUGCAAGUGAAUUAAUCGUUGAAAGUGCACUAAGUAGUGCCUCCAUUGCGAAGAAAUUGUCUGGUACUGGUACCAAAAGCAAAUCAAGGAGCAGAAUUUCUUUCAAAGAAAAAGGUUUGGGUGAGACUAGUCGCGAAGCUUUGGCGUCUACUGAAAAAUUACGAAGAGUGUCGAUUGGGGAAACUACUGAAAUGGUCAUUCCUGAAAGUGGAGCAGAAACUGCUGAAACAACUGCUUCUGAACCAUCCACAUGAUUAUUUGGCUUUUUUCAAAUAAAUGUGUUGUAAUAAAAUUGACAAAUUUUUUCGA
Messenger RNA from Tribolium madens (black flour beetle), 1901 nucleotides. RefSeq names its product cilia- and flagella-associated protein 157. The coding region runs from base 41 to 1846 and encodes 601 amino acids. The transcript has a single exon. The record is from RefSeq and is a predicted model, not a curated record. Gene Ontology annotation, molecular function: microtubule binding. Gene Ontology annotation, cellular component: cilium; ciliary basal body. NCBI's taxonomy places the organism in Eukaryota, Metazoa, Arthropoda, Insecta, Coleoptera, Tenebrionidae.